CGGCGGGAGCCGGGGGGGCGGCCGGUGCAGCGGGGCUUGGGGGGCUCGGCGGGGGAGAGGCGCGGCGUGUGAAGGCCCGCUGCUCCCCCGCUGCGCCGCUCGUAGCGGGCGGCUCUGCCUUUGUGCUCCCUCCGCACCUGAGUGCGGGGCUGGGAAGGAGGGAGGGCGCAGGUGGGGGCGGGCGCGGCAGGCAGCGGCGGCGGCGGAUCCCCGGAGCCAGGGAGGGGAGCCGCUUCCCAUCUCGUCCCGCUGCGCAGAGGAGAGAUGCAACAGCAGCAGCCCGGCCCCCCCAGGGAAGGACGGGACUCGGAGACUCUUCCCUUAAUGGUACGGAACCAAAUUGACCUGUGAUUUUGAGCAACAUUUUUAAGAGCUAGUAUGGUUAUAAUUUGCAUGUUAGAAGUCAGAUUCGAGUUUCUGCGUUGUAAGACUCCUGAUUUGUGGCCAGCUAGAAUUACAAUCAUGUUUCAUUAAAAGUGCUGAUGAGCACCCAGGACUCUGAAGACAGCAGUUUUGUGCAAGAUAAGAAUGUUCCUUAAGGAAGCUGAUGGCGGAUAGAGCUCCAGAGUUCCUGGCAGACACUGACAGCGUAAGAUGGCACCGUAGUCUAGUCUGAAAUUUCUUUGGACCUUAAUACAAGAACAUCACUCGAAAAAGUUUAAAGACUUACCAAGAAUCGUGAGCACAUCUUGUCAGGACAUUGGAGCAUACUUAAUAUGGUACGACCCAGGAAUGCUAGCAGAAGUAGACAGCUGUAUUUCAAAGGUGGAUCGCAGAGUUUGUUUUUCAAGACAGUUUCUGGCAGUCCCUAGGGAGACUGGAAUCCUAAAUCCAAGAUGAAGCAAGCCACCCUUUGGAAGUCUAAUGUCUGUUGUCACAGUAUCUCAAACCUCUACUGCUUUUGGAAAUCAUGCUUUUUAGAUCUCUGCCUUACCAGUUUGCAGAUUGAGGUUUCAUGCUUUCCUUAUGCCUGCUGGUGACAUCUCUGUCGCCAUGGGGAAAAUGCAAGAAACCUCAAUGAGAAAAUUAUUUCAAUAAAGAUAGCAUUAUGAAGAGGGUGGGAGGGGAAUACCAUCCCCAAGAAUUAGAGGUUUUAAUGAUGGAAUGUUUUCUUCAUUGUAUCACAGUUCCCUCUUAGAAAAGAAGUCUUGUGAACCUGAGACUUGCUUUGUCUUUGUGCAUCUUAUCUCUUUCCUCCUACUCACGAUCUCUGAUCUUGGUUAAUCUGGAUCUGCUCUGCAUGUUCAGAGGGAAAAGUUCUUAAAGGAAAGAGGAGUGACUGCAAGGAUUGAGAAGUUAUCAAAGCUGAUGGAGAGCAGGUGUUGAGUCCUGCUCAACUGUCGAAAAGCAGUGAGGAGCAGUCUCCCAACCAUGCUGCCUGAGAAGAUUUGUCAAAGCAGAGGUCUUUCCAAUCCAGCUGUUAUGGAGUCAAUGGAUGAAGCUGAAGGACAACAAGGACAGGUGAACAGGAAAGAGCAGUCCCUGAAAACCUUCCAGAAAACAGCACUGCUUGGUUGGGCUGCCCAGUGGAAUGGAUUAAUGCCUGGAGACAGCAUGUAUCUGUUUGUCCUCUCACAGAUUCUGCUUCUCUGCAUGAUGCUGUGGUACAGCACUUACGGGACCAUCCCAGCAGCUCAGAAUGCCUUUGACCUGCUGUCUUACUUGCUUACCCCAUUUAAACAGUUUUUGUCAGAUCAAGGGGAGGACCUGACUAGAAUCGGGAGCAUUGUGGUAUCAUACAUCCUGCUGUCUUUAGCUUCUCUAGGACUGUUAUUUGUAGGAUCUCUGUUUUGGCAUCUACUCAGAGCCCGUCCAGAGCCCCCCUUUCCACUACAAGAGGACAGACGCCAAUCUGUGAGCCGGCAGCCUUCAUUCACGUACUCAGAGUGGACAGAGGAUAAAAAUGAGGAUGACUUCCUAGAUUUGGAUCCCGUACCUGAGACUCCAGUCUUUGACUGCGUAAUGGACAUUAAAGCGGAGACAGAUCCAGCUACUCUAACGGUUAAAUCCGUGGGCUUGCAAGAAAGGAGAGGUUCAAAUGUUUCACUCACACUGGAUAUGUGUACCCCAGGCUGUUCUGAGCAAGGGUUUGGCUAUGUCAUGUCACCACGGGAACAGUCAGCCCGAGAAUACCUCCAGACAGCAUCAAACAUCCUUACUGAAGAGGAACUGCACAAGAAAGCACUGGAUCCUUUCAUACUCCAGGCAGAGUUCUUUGAAAUUCCAAUGAACUUUGUGGAUCCAAAGGAAUACGAUAUUCCAGGCUUAGUGCGUAAGAAUCGCUACAAAACAAUUCUCCCAAAUCCUCACAGCAGAGUGUGCCUUACCUCAGCUGAUCAGGACGACCCCCUUAGCUCUUACAUCAAUGCUAACUACAUCAGGGGCUAUGGAGGAGAGGAAAAGGUAUAUAUUGCUACUCAGGGACCGAUAGUUAAUACUGUCAGUGAUUUCUGGAGAAUGGUGUGGCAGGAGCGUUCUCCCAUCAUUGUCAUGAUUACCAAUAUAGAAGAGAUGAAUGAGAAAUGCACAGAAUAUUGGCCAGAGGAACAGGUCACCUAUGAAGGAAUAGAAAUCACGGUUAACCAAGUCAUACAAGCAGAUGAUUACCGUUUAAGGCUCAUCACCCUAAAGAAAGGAGAAGAAGUCAGAAACCUGAAACAUUACUGGUACACGUCUUGGCCAGACCAGAAGACACCAGAUCAAGCCCCGCCUCUGUUACAGCUAGUACUGGAAGUGGAAGAGGCAAUGCAGAGUGCAGAAGAGAAGAAUGCUCCAGUGAUUGUUCACUGCAGUGCAGGCAUCGGGAGGACUGGCUGCUUUAUUGCAACUAGUGUCUGUUGUAAACAGCUGAAGAGCGAGGGCAUAGUUGACAUAUUGCGAACAGCCUGCCAGUUGCGGUUAGACAGGGGAGGAAUGAUCCAGACUUGUGAACAAUAUCAAUUUGUCCAUCAUGUCAUGAGCUUGUACGGAAAACAGCUUUCUAGAGCAGCAGAAGAAUAAGUGUUCAUGAUAUUCCUAAAGGCUAAAACCAAGAGAACUUUUGACUGCGUUCAUAUAUAUUUCAGAUCUGAUAAGAGACACAUGGUAACCUGGUUGUCUUAGCUGGAAAGAAAGAUAUAUUAUUUUACUUUGCUAUUGCUUUUAUGCUCUUGUUUGCAUUGACAUUUAAGAGCUGAGGUAGGCCUUGUCUUAAACAUAUGUGGCAGGACAUAAUCUUCACCAAAAAAGGCUUAUUUAUACUGUAAAUAAGAAUAGUAGCUUCAUUUGUUACAAAAGCAAGAAAAAAAUCAGAAAAAAAUCCGUCUUCAGUUUGCUAUUUUUAAAAAAUCAUUGCUAAUAUAUCCAAAUACAGUGUGAAACUUUUUGAAUUGUCAUGCUGAAAUGUGCUGUAUGUUGACUAAGCUUGAAAGUAACUUUUUGCCUCUUUCUGAUUGUUUUUACGUAUAAAAUUACCGAAUACUGUGUAUAUCGUAAACCACCUGAGCCUCUGCGUUGAAAGAUUCAAGUAGAUUCACAUUGAAAUGAUGUUUUGCACAUCAUGUUUGCUUGUUAUUUUUUCUAAAGCAGUCCACCACCAGUGUUAUCAGAACUAAGGGGAAAAAAUAUUGCAAUGAUUUGAGUCAAAUUCUUACCUCCAGUUCUUACCAGCAAGGUACUCCAGUAUUAUGACAGCUAGGUGAAUCUGAGGUGAAUAGUAGAAGUUAAUCUAAACAUAAAUUCUACACGCUUUACCUUUUCUGUGUCAAUAUUUUGGCAUCUCAGUCUGCAACCAGAUUUUAUUUUGGCAAAGUUUCUCUUUUUACCUAAUCAAACUGCACUCUGAAUACAAUUUCCCCUGAAAUUUGAGGUUUGAAAUCAGGUGAGGAAUUUUGUGAGUUGAAUUCAUCUUUAUUAAAAAUGUAGUAGUAAAACCACUUGUAUUCUAUGAAUGUAAACUCGUUUCAAAGCUUUGAGGAUGACCAGGUGCCCAGUGCUCAUUAAAAUUAAAGCAAAUCCUAUAGGCAGCUUUUUAAAAAAAUCAGUAUGAAUGUGUUGGCUGCUUUUUGACAAAUCUGCCCUCAAACCAAAUUUAUACAAUCAUUACUCUAUUCUAAUCAGUAGUCUGGGCAGCAGUGUUUCCUUUUCAGUAAUACAGACUGCUGCCCAUGCUUUUCUUUUUAAACCUCAGUCAGGCUGUGAAGACUGUCGUUGAUGUUUAAUGCUUAGAGGUAAGCACACGUUUAAGUGCUUUACUGAGCAGAGAAAAAUGGAGGUACACAGGACCGUUAACAUGAAAGACGAGCGUUUUGUGAAUAGAAGCUGUAAUACUAAAAAUAUUUUUGCUUCUCUUUAUUUGUAACAAUAACCAAAACCCACCACUUCUAUUAGUGCGUGCGAUUCUGAGAAUUCACUACACUUCCUAAUCAGGAGAAGGUAAAGCAGCUCUCAGAACAAUAAGGGCUGAUCCUGCUCCCACUGAGGUUUUGCCAUUGACGUCAGUAGGUGCGGUGCAGGGUGUAGGGCCUGAAAUGUUAUGCUUACAACUUCAUCACUGUGGGGAAAGUUUCCCAGUAUUUCAGUAAACAUCUUUUGUGUUUAUUCUGUAUCCAUGAACCUGUAAAAAUCCUGUCAGCAGGGUUUGCAUGAAUGUGUGGCAAAAUGUGUUAUCUUUAAACCACUUGAUUUUAUUGCUGUAUUUAAAAAAUUUCCUUCAGUGAGAAGCUAGCAGGAAGAACUGGCAUUCUUUUUAAAAAUACUGGUGGUAGUCAUUAAAUAGAGCAAUAAACUUAAGCUUUUGAGCAUAACAUGACUGUUAGUUUUAUGUAAACCUUGCUAGCUAUGUUCUCCCCAUUGCUACCAAUUGUUUCGAAGGGGUAACACUAUUCCAUCUAAGCACUCCUUAGAAAUAACAAAAGCACCACUGAUGUUCUGAAUAACAUUGUAAGUGGAACUCCCUAUAAAUGAUGUUUUCAACUGUUCCGUGCCCUUCAGUGUCAAAACUGACUUAGUGAAUAAAAUUACUU
Molecule: messenger RNA, 5003 nt
Organism: Chroicocephalus ridibundus (black-headed gull)
Lineage: Eukaryota; Metazoa; Chordata; Aves; Charadriiformes; Laridae
Gene: PTPN5
Product: protein tyrosine phosphatase non-receptor type 5
Exons: 18
Coding region: 1372-3000 (542 amino acids)
Biological process (GO): signal transduction; peptidyl-tyrosine dephosphorylation
Cellular component (GO): cytosol; cell junction; plasma membrane
Molecular function (GO): protein tyrosine phosphatase activity; protein kinase binding
Source: RefSeq, a predicted model, not a curated record